Messenger RNA from Notechis scutatus (mainland tiger snake), 1481 nucleotides. It is a transcript of the gene C5H3orf85, whose product is annotated as chromosome 5 C3orf85 homolog. NCBI's taxonomy places the organism in Eukaryota, Metazoa, Chordata, Lepidosauria, Squamata, Elapidae. The record is from RefSeq and is a predicted model, not a curated record.
GAUACAGUUUUUACUUUUCGAAUGACAGAGAAGGCACCAUGAGUAUUAUAAUGCUUCAUGCGACGACCUGUGUUGUUCUGCUUACAGUGGCUUGGGGACUACCAUUUGUCUCUCAAGACGAAGAUAAUGAAUUUUUAGGACUUAAGAGGCUACCUUACCCAGCCAAUUGGCAUGCAGUUACAGUGUCUGAACAGAUGAAUGAAUACUGGUCAUUACUGCAGAGAUCAUCACAGUAUUCCAUGGACAUGGUCAGGGACUACAUUAGUUUUUACAAGAAUAUGUUAUGGCAACAGGAAGAGCAUCAGACUUGAUCUGUGACUCCCAAAUUUAUGUAUCUAUGUCCAUGGCAUUAAUCAACACGAUUCUUCCUGGAAUAUUGGUGCAUGAGACAAAUGCUAUUACGUAUAAUUGACAAGGAUCCAAUAUAAAUGUCUUUAUCCUGUUCCUGGAAUUGAUGAGGGUGUAGCAUGUGAAAAAAAUGCCCAGGCCUUCAGCUACAAUCCUGUACGAAAGAAAUUACUUUUAAGUUGUUAUGUAUAAAAUUCAAUGUCCAACAGGUCUUGCAUGGGAAAUAUACCUAUUGUCAUAUAUAAAUCAAAAGUAGUUGUUAUAACUUUUGAAUAUGAAAACUGUCCUAAUGAAUGUAAUAUUGAUUUUGGAAUCUUGUUCAUGAACUGGAUUAUUUUUAGGAAUUGUUCACAAUUUAGAGUUUAACUUGAAAUUGUCCACAUGCCAGAAGCAACAUGAGAGUGUAAAAUUAACAAAGCACUGCUGCUUGCUUCUGCAUUAUUUAAUCCCAGAGAAAUUAAAGGAAGUACACAACAUAGUCUUUACCUAUGAUUUUAUUUAUAAUUCCUUCAUUUUUAUGAACAUUUAAAAAUAACGUAUAUAUUGUAGCACUUGGCCUGUCCAGAUGCCUCAAUUUCAAAGCAAGAAGGAAUCUAUAUUCAAAACAUAUUCAUUUGUCACUGGAUCUUGACCUUAUCUUUCAAUGGUUAUAACUUUUUAAAGUAUCCUUCUUGAAUUUCAUUCACCUUACUUUAAUGCUCUUCCUGACAUACCAAAUUUUCCACUUCUGUAUAAUAAAGUGAGCAAAAAUAUCCUCUUAAAUACAGCCAUUUUUGCUUCUUUCAAGAACCAUUAAUUCCAUACUACAAACCUGAUGUUAACUAGAUUCUAGGAAGGGAGCUGUAUUAAACUAUGGAAGGAAAAAAAAAGAAAUGCUACAUGUUUUUAAAGACAUAAAUCUCUGUGGUUUGCAGUUCACAACAACUUUAAAAGAACUUUUUAAAAAUAUAUGUUGGAAAAUAUGCAACUGUAUAUUCCUGUUUUUAUUGUCUUAAUAUUUCUUCAUAUUCUGCCAAGGUAUAUACAUUUAUCUACUUUUUCUAGUUUUAACAUGCAUGUAUAACUUUUAAUUUCUCAUAUGUAUUUUCUCUGCCAAACAUGUUUGUCAUUCAUAAAUUAAUUUUUAGAUCCUU